Messenger RNA from Plasmopara halstedii, 927 nucleotides. RefSeq lists its product as uncharacterized. The record is from RefSeq and is a predicted model, not a curated record. The transcript has 2 exons. Gene Ontology annotation, cellular component: ribonuclease H2 complex; nucleoplasm. Gene Ontology annotation, biological process: ribonucleotide metabolic process; RNA catabolic process. The coding region runs from base 1 to 927 and encodes 308 amino acids. NCBI's taxonomy places the organism in Eukaryota, Oomycota, Peronosporomycetes, Peronosporales, Peronosporaceae.
AUGGGGCGCAAGUUGGUGGCGCUGGUGCCAUCGACACUAUCAACGUCUGUCAACUUAGAGCGCUUUCACUCGGAUGCACAAGAAUAUCCGUUUCUUUCAAUUGUGUCGUGGACUUCCCGUCCCAGCGCAGACUCUAGACGAUCGCGUCAAUUGGCUUUGGACAAGAACAAAUGUCAGCUUCUGGAGCUGCAGAAACUACAGCCCGUCGAGGGCUCGCGCAGCUGGUUCGUCGGCAACUUCGUGAUGGAAAAUGGAGGAGUGAUGAUCUUUUCGCCAGUUGAUGCACACUUUGUACUUUUAGACGCUUUAUCCGGGCAACACACGCGAAUUUCGCCGCUGUACGAUUUACUGGCACGAGACGGCAAUACGUGGCUUCUACAGCUCUCGACACUGCGUCAAGAGAUGAUUGAAAUGCUUUGCGACGUACAUUCUGUUGGGAGUGGAGAUGGAGUUGAAAAUAUUCUUGUCAAAAUUAACAGGGUCAAAGUCACGAGCUGGCUCAGGGCAAAAGUAGAGAAGGUGGCGGUGGUGUUGGCCAAGCACGAACUGGAUGUUAGGGCCAAGGUUUUAGCGAUCGAUGAACAAAUAACUCUACCAGGUCUUACGAAACAGAAUAUGGACAGGACUGCGGCCCAGGAUAUCACAAAACAUUACCGUGAAGCGAUCAAAAUUCUUGGCGAGUAUAUUUCAGAGGAGUGGGUUGAAGUUCUUCGCGACUCCUUUAACAUAGAAGUUGUGGAAGUGACAGCUACAGCUAAGCUCGUCUCGCAGGACACGUUCAAGCGAUUCGAUAGGCGUCACAAUACCGAGAACGGGCCCAAGCGUCUGACACCAUCGAGUGCUAGUAGUACAAAGAAGAAGAGCAAACUAGACAGUGUCGAUCGCUCAGGAAUGAAGUCGCUUACAUCAUUCUUUAGCAAAAAAUAA